AUGCAGCCUUGGAAGGGUGUUAUUCUCAAAAAGCCCAAACCUGGCUGGGAAGAGGAAUAUGAUACAGAGAAACAAGCCUAUGGUAUUUUAAGGCCGCUUCAGGGUACCAUUAUACCAUGUUUCUACGGAGAAGCGGUGUAUGGCGGAUCCUCGGCACUUGUUUUUACUGCUGUCGCUGGCAGCAAUCUAUUUGAUCUCGCACACAACAAGUUUCCUGAAAGCAAGGAUAAAGCCUUACAAAACAGCCUCAAGGAUGCCUUGAAAGCUUUAACAUCGUACGGAGUCGAGUACAGAGAUGAGAAAUUGGACAACUUCUUGUCGGUGGACGAGCGAGUGAUGGUUAUCGACCUUGAACAGGUCAAAUUUGGUACCACAGAUGUUUGGGAGGAAAAGGUCAAUUCUGCCACUGCUAAUUCUAUUAUGCGGAGCUUCGUGAGAACUCGCAAUCCGGACGGCAUGAACCGCAUGAGCAGCUACCGCCGUAGCUUACUCGGGUAAGGUAAACGAUUGUACUUGACCAAAAAAAUACUCGUAGAUUCAGCAGACAAAGAUCACCUGUUAUGUUUGCCCAUGUUGUGAUAUAGAGAUGAGCUAACACAAUAGAUCAUACAGGCAACACCUAGUUAGCUAGUCUUUAAUCAGAAGGGAACUGAAACAAUGACAUGUCCAAAAGACCCUUAGAGCUGAGUGCAUUAUAUUGAGGCCACAUCUUACUGCUACUAGCGCUCAUCCCAUGCCCAGAUAUACUUAGUGAGCACAGGGUGAGCACCAAAAUGGAAAGGGAAGGCCUUGGACACGUGCGAUCCCAAGUACAUAUGUCAGUAUUCACUUGAAGCCUCCAUUCACUUUCCUUGUUAUGUUAUGAGGACCUCUCUAGACUGGAUUACAGCCAGGAUGUGCAGAAGCCACUGCUUGGAUGCUGCAAUCGCAGAAGCUUUAUCACAAAGAAUGAUACCGAAGAAGAAUUUUCAUCGAUGACCACGACAGAAUAGCAU
Molecule: messenger RNA, 995 nt
Organism: Monascus purpureus
Lineage: Eukaryota; Fungi; Ascomycota; Eurotiomycetes; Eurotiales; Aspergillaceae
Source: the annotation of a GenBank genome assembly